AUGGAGAUAGUGGGCUUGCAACGACCACAAAGCACUAUUCAACUUACCCAGGAGUCACAUGCCCUGAGGUCUCCAGCGAGGCUGUGGGUAAAUCCGCGUCUUCGAGAUGAUGGGGCGAUGGCCAGCCCACCCGUCAGCGCCCGGGAUCGCCUUUGCCACCAGCACGUUCAGCUGGUCUCGCCCUUAGAUGAGGAAUUGGUUCAGCAGGUGUCGGUGCCGCGACCGAGGGUGCACCCAGGUGCCCACCUCUUGCCUCGGAAGGCUGGUGAAGGUGUUGGUCAGGAUGCGGUGUUCUGCGCAGGUUCGCAGGUGGAGCAGACCAUUUUCAUUGGAGCCUUUGAGACCACGGGGACUCAGCACUUCUCUCCAGGCAGCAUGUUCUGUGCCAACGCGGGCGCUGAAGUCACCAAGGACAAUCAACUUAUCCGUCUUCAGCACAGUCGACAGGAGGGCGUGUAG
Molecule: messenger RNA, 459 nt
Organism: Spirometra erinaceieuropaei
Lineage: Eukaryota; Metazoa; Platyhelminthes; Cestoda; Diphyllobothriidea; Diphyllobothriidae
Source: the annotation of a GenBank genome assembly